AUGACCCCUACCACAGACCCCUGCCCCCUACCACAGACCCCUGGCCCCCACCACAGACCCCUGACCCUCACAACAGAUCCCCUGACCCCCUGGCCCCUACCACAGACCCCUGACCCUCACAACACAUCCCCUGGCCCCCACCACAGACCCCCUGGCCUCCACCACAGACUCCUGAACCCCACCAUAGACCCCCUGACCCCACCACAGACCCCCUGGCCCCCACCACAGACCCCUGACCCUCACCACAGACCCCCUGGCCCCCACCACAGACCCCUGACCCUCACAACAGAUCCCCUGACCCCCACCACAGACACCCUGACCCCCAUCAAAACCCCCUGGCCCCCACCACAGACCCCUGACCCUCACAACAAACCCCCUGGCCCCCACCACAGACUCCUGACCAACACCAUAGACCCCCUGACCCCACCACAGACCCCCUGGCCCCCACCACAGACCCCCGACCCUCACAACAGAUCCCCUGGUCCCCACCACAGACCCCUGACCCUCACAACAGAUCCCCUGACCCCCACCACAGACCCCCUUGCCCCUACCAUAGACCCCCUGGCUCCAACCACAGACCCCCUGACCCUCACAACACAUCCCCUGGCCCCCACCACAGACCCCCUGACCCCUGACCCUCACAACAGAUCCCCUGACCCCCACCACAGACCCCCUGGCCCCUACCACAGACCCCCUGGCCCCUACCACAGACCCCCUGACCCUCACAACACAUCCCCUGGCCCCCACCACAGACCCCCUGGCCCCCACCACAGACUCCUGACCCCCACCAUAGACCCCCUGACCCCACCACAGACCCCCUGCCCCCACCACAGACCCCUGACCCUCACCACAGACCCCCUGACCCCUUACACUCACAACAGAUCCCCUGACCCCUACCACAGACACCUGACCCCACCACAGACCCCUGACCCCUACCACAGACCCCCUGACCCCCACCAUAGACCCCCUGACCCCUACCACAGACCCCCUGACCCCCACCACAGACCCCUGACCCUCACAACAGAUCCCCUGACCCCUACCACAGACCCCUGGCCCCUACCACAGACCCCUGGCCCCCACCACAGACCCCUGACCCUCACAACAGAUCCCCUGGCCCCCACCACAGACCCCUGGCCCCCACCACAGACCCCUUACCCUCACAACAGAUCCCCUAACCCGCACCACAGACCCCUGACCCCCACCAUAGACCCCCUGACCCCCUGGCCCCCACCACAGACCCCUGACCCUCACAACAGAUCCCCUGUCCCUCAACACAGACCCCUGACCCCCACCACAGACCCCCUGAACCCCUGGCCCCCACCACAGACCACUGACCCUCACAACAGAUCCCCUGACCCCUACCACAGAACCCUGGCCCCUACCACAGACCCCUGGCCCCCACCAGAGACCCCUGACCCUCACAACAGAUCCCCUGACCCCCACCACAGACCUCUGACCCCCACCAUAGACCCCCUGACCCCCACCACAGACCCCCUGACCCCUGACCCCUACCACAGACCCCCUGACCCCCACCAUAGACCCCCUGACCCCUACCACAGACCCCCUGACCCCCACCACAGACCCCUGACCCUCACAACAGAUCCCCUGACCCCCACCACAGACACCCUGGCCCCCACCACAGACCCCCUGACCCCACCACAUACCCCCGACCCUCACAACAGAUCUUCUACCCCUGACCCUCACAACAGAUCCCCUGACCCCUACCACAGACCCCUGGCCCCUACCACAGACCCCUGGCCCCCACCACAGACCCCUGACCCUCACAACAGAUCCCCUGGCCCCCACCACAGGCCCCUGACCCCCACCACAGACACCCUGACCCCCAUCACAGAACCCCUGAACCCCUGGCCCCCACCACAGACCACUGACCCUCACAACAGAUCCCCUGACCCCUACCACAGACCCCUGGCCCCUACCACAGACCCCUGGCCCCCACCACAGACCCCUGACCCUCACAACAGAUCCCCUGACCCCCACCACAGACCCCUGACCCCCACCAUAGACCCCCUGACCCACACCACAGACCCCCUGGCCCCCACCACAGACCCCUGA
Oncorhynchus masou masou (cherry salmon) is the source of this 2073-nucleotide messenger RNA. RefSeq lists its product as uncharacterized. Lineage: Eukaryota; Metazoa; Chordata; Actinopteri; Salmoniformes; Salmonidae. The transcript has 9 exons. Bases 1 to 2073 code for a protein of 690 amino acids. The record is from RefSeq and is a predicted model, not a curated record.